Messenger RNA from Fomitiporia mediterranea MF3/22, 1022 nucleotides. Its product is annotated as ribosomal protein S5 domain 2-like protein. Bases 13 to 1011 code for a protein of 332 amino acids. Gene Ontology annotation, cellular component: cytoplasmic exosome (RNase complex); nuclear exosome (RNase complex). The transcript has 4 exons. Lineage: Eukaryota; Fungi; Basidiomycota; Agaricomycetes; Hymenochaetales; Hymenochaetaceae. Gene Ontology annotation, biological process: U4 snRNA 3'-end processing; exonucleolytic trimming to generate mature 3'-end of 5.8S rRNA from tricistronic rRNA transcript (SSU-rRNA, 5.8S rRNA, LSU-rRNA); U5 snRNA 3'-end processing. The record is from RefSeq and is a predicted model, not a curated record.
CUUCUGCCCACCAUGGCCUCUUCAAAAUCUGAACAAGCAUAUAUUCAAUCGUCUUUACUGGCCGACCCACCUUUUCGUACUGAUGGAAGGGCCCUUGACGAUUAUAGGCCAAUAGCUCUUGAAACGCAAGUAGCACCUCUGGCAAAUGGUAGCACACGAGUGAGCAUCGGUGGUUCAAGUCUCGUAGCGGUGGGAGGUGGACUACCAGGCACAGAAGUACUCGCAGUGGUCAAAUUGGAAGUGGAGGACAUCGUCAAUGGUGAUGGUGUCGAUGGGGGUCGGAUGGUGUGUAAUGUUUCUUGUUCCUCUGCUGCCUAUCCGAGUCACAACCACAACGCGAUAGAUGAGUUGCAAAACGAAUUAACUAAUAUCCUUCACGAAACCCUGUCCGACCCGACCCUUCGUCCGAAAAACUUGUCCAUCCUUCAUGGCAAGAAGUCCUGGCUCCUGCAUCUCGACCUCUUAAUCCUUUCCGACACUGGUAAUAUUUUAGAUGCCCUCUUCCUUGCGGCGGCAGCUGCUUUGCGUGAUACACGUGUUCCACGAACGCGUUCUGUAGAGUAUCGAGCACGUAAAGAAGGGAAAUUGGCGGUCGACCGAUUAGUUUCAGAAGACGCAACAAUGGCCGACGAGGGUCAAACAAGUGGGCUUGAUACUCGAGCACUACAGAAAGCAACCGAUUUUGAACUGGAAGACUACUGGGAUGAAGGCGAGCUACUGCAAUGCGAAACGCCGUGGCCUUUGUGUAUUACUUUGAAUCUGGUACCUCCGAUACACUAUCUAGACGCAACUUCGAUAGAAGAGGGCGCAACAUCUCUCCGCUUGAUCCUGUUUUUCUCGCUCCAUGAAUCUGGAUCAAUAUUGCAGGGCAUGCGAUUGUUAGGGCCUGGGGAGGUCAACGCGUCUCUUCUCAAAGCUCUCCUACGUCAUGGUGAACGUUACGCUCGCGAGCUUCAGAAAGCGUUAGAUGCCCACUUAAUUAGCAAAACUACGAAACAUCCUUCAAUAUAACAGAAUAUUUG